Molecule: messenger RNA, 5354 nt
Organism: Pocillopora meandrina
Lineage: Eukaryota; Metazoa; Cnidaria; Anthozoa; Scleractinia; Pocilloporidae
Source: the annotation of a GenBank genome assembly
AUGACAGAAUGUUUGGAGGACAGUGGGUUUUCUCUUUGGUUGAAAACUUUUUGCGAUACUUUUAACACUUUGUCAAAUGACCAAAAGAAUUCCGCGAUUGAAGGUAUCAUAGAUACAUGCGGACCCGAACAGCUACGGUUUUUGUCCACGAAACUCGAAACACUCGUGAAACGAGAUUACUUGAAAUGUUUACCUCUGGAGUUGAGUUUUCAUGUCUUGAAAUGGCUGGAUCCUGUGUCCCUGUGCAAAUGCUGUCUUGUGAGUAAGAAAUGGAACAAAGUAAUUUUAAGCUGCGAUGAUGUUUGGCAAAACGCUUGUAGGCAGCUUGGUAUGGAAGUCAAAGAAGAUAACGUGGAUUCUGAAAGAAACUCGACCUCUACCACUACAUGGAAACAGAUAUAUAUUUCACAUGUACAGGAUAUGAAAAAGUUAAAAGACGAGGGUGCGGUGGAAAAGAAACAGCUUUAUGGUCACACAGCUAGAGUGUUUGCACUUUAUUAUCGUGGAAAUUAUCUUGCUACUGGUGAGAGAGUUUUGCUCGCUGAGCGAAGCUGGGAAUGGUUCAUACGGAGUUGAUAAUGUAAAUUAGCCACCGUAAAGAGUUUCUUGAGCUGACGUCUCAAGCGUUAUGCCUUCGCCAUUCGUUCUGAAAAAGGGCUAACGCUAGAAAUGUCAAGUUUAGAAACUCUUUAUGGUGGCCAAUUUACAUUAUCAACUCAGCAGAUAAAACCAAAUUAUCUUGUUACACCUUCCCCCCUCCCCCUCCCUCACCAAGACACAACACCACAUUUUCUUUAGAAAAAAAGCCCUCUUUGCCCCCUUAAGAUUCAUACAUUGGAAAAGUGGGAUAUAACGAGUAAGCAAAAGUGACAGGCUGAGAAAUUUUUCCAUUUCCUAUACCCUGCCCUUCUGUUUCUCACCCUUUAAAUUUCCUAUAGAAAAAAACAGCUCUCAUUUUUGGACUUGCAUCUUCCUUCCUGCCCUAAAAAAGUUUCCAGUCUUCCUAUCCUGUGUCAUAUCCCAUAUCCUGUAACUACCCCUCUCCAUGCCCUUCUAUACCCACCACCCUCUCCCUGCCAGCCAUAUCCUGUCUCCCAUACACACUACCCUCUAAGCAGAGUCACCUUUGAUCUUUCUGUCUUCCCCAUCCUUCCUGGAUAAGCUCCAACUGGAUUGGCUAUGUGCCUUAAGCCUUUGCUCAGGUACAGACUUUACCUUACCUUUUCUGCUCUCCAGGAUCAGAUGAUAGAUCAAUCAGGUUGUGGGACUUGAAGACAGGACAGUGUAAAUAUGUUUUGAAGGCUCAUACUUGUGCAGAUGUUCACUUUGAUGAUGAUAAGGUCAUCACAGCCUCAUUUGACAAUACUGUUGGCAUGUGGGACUGGGAAACAGGAGAGAGAUUACAAUGUUUUAGGGGACACACAGCAGCAGGUAAAAUAAAAAACAUUAACAGGAAGAAAAUACUAUCAGAUUCCACUUAUUGACAGAGUGGGAGGGUCAGAUGGGAAAACAUUUGGCUCCUGACAUGAAUCACAGAUGAUGGCCAAAUAUUUCCUCUCCAGCCCUACGUCUGUCAGUCAUUAGGUAUCUUCUCACCUGACAAUCCUUUCUUCUUUAACCUUGCAUCUUGCUAUAUGACUUUUCCAACCCUGUACAUGCCAUUGCAUUAAUGACCCUUAUACAGGGAUUUUUCCUUAAUGUUUUGUACUAAAAGUGUAUGCUGUCUGGUAUGUGUCAUAUGAUUGGUGAUUGUAAUAAUUUAAUUUAUUGUGGAGGAUUGGGUUCCUUCAGUAUUCAGUCAGUACAUUUAAACCCUUUACACCUUAAUAUCAGUAUGCAUAUUCUCCAUACAGUUCUUUGUACAUUUCCCAAGGUGUUGACAGGGAGAAUUUGUUUAACUUUUAAGAGUGUCUUUAAUUGGUGAUCAUUUCCUGGGAGCUUAUUGUCUGAUUCAAGGGUUAUAUUGUAAGGAGAAAUGAGAUGAUAGUCACUCUUAGAGGUUUAACUCUUUAACUCCCAUGAGUGACCAAGACAGAAUCUCUCCUCACAAUAUCAAUACUAUGUCAAGCAGACUAGUGAUGAGAAAUAAAAGAAUUUAGUGAGAAUAUAAUGGUGGGAUUAUCAGUUGAUCAAAUACCAAAUUCUCUAAACUAACAUCAUAAUAAUUGUAUAGCAAACUGUAAGGGGGAUUGCUGUUGAGAUCUUGAUCCUCACAGGAACUCAACAGGGAUUGAACCUAGCCAACCUUUGGCAAUACUAGUUCACAAAGCAAUUAACCCUUUGACUCCCAGUAUCUGAUUGUCAAUUCUCCCCUCUAGCUGCUACACAUUUUCUUGUGAAUAAGUUGCAAGAAUUUGGUGUUAGAUCAAGAUAACAACUUCUACCUGAUAACUUUGAGUAAUCUCAUCUCUAGUCUGCUGGAUCGCUUAUGGUUAUCAUAUGGAGAAGUUAUAUCAAUAUGUUAAUUACUUCUGGGAGUUAGGGUCAACAAAGCCAAUUUUUGUAUUUUAGUGGGCUUGUUGACCCACAAAGGAAUCUGAUUUCAAAUAGUAUGUUUAUAACCAUUAAUUAUGAAAAAAAAACAUAUCACAUCCAGUGGGUAUUUAUCCUAAUUAAAUGCAAUUGAGAUCAUGGCUGAUAAUUUUUUUGUAGUCAGGCUCAGAGCAAUUGCUUCUCAACAGGAAGCUGUUUCAUGGCUUAAUGUGUUGACUUCAACCAGGGCAUACAUGCAACCUCUACUUGCAGUCUCUCCCUCACCCCACCCUCCCUGUUUCCUGCAGGGAUUUAAGUAAAUUGUUCUUGACAAAUAUUAAUCUCUGUUUACUACAGUGUUCUCAGUUGAUUACAGUGAUGAACUGGACACUGUUGUUAGUGGUUCAGCUGACUCUACCAUUCGGAUUUGGAAGAUGUCAUCUGGACAAUGCAUGCAGACCAGAUAUGGUCACUCAGACUGGGUGGUAAAGGUAUCUACAAAAUUUCAGUCUCUAUAUAAAAUUUUUUUUUUUCAAACAUGGAAGAGGAUGAACUAAAUAGUCUAUCAUGGGAUUUAAUCACAUGUACUCCCCUUUUAAAACAUAAGGCCAGUUCAUUCUGUAGUGUAAUUGUGAGUGAGACAAUUUUCUUCCAUUGUGCUUCUCUCCAACCAGUAGUUUAGAUAAGUGCUAGAAAAGUUUAAGGGAAACUUGAAAGAUCUGUGAGGGAAAGAAGGGUUGUCUGUGAUAGACUUGCAUCUUAUCCAAAGUUGAGUAGAGACAGCAAUUCGCCAUAUGCAAAGAAAAGGUGAGAUCUGUCAGUAACAAUGCACUGGCCAAUUAGCUUUGCAAACUCAAGCUUCACGCGGCAAUAUGACUUAAAGAUUUCUUUUUUUUCUUCUAUUGAUCUGCAAUCUCUGACUUGAACUUGGAAACUUAAAUAAGGGGAACAUGAAAAAUUAAAAUGGCAAACUUACAAAUAGCAAUAUCAUUUACAAGUGUAUUUCUUUCCUUCUUUCGACUGGCGACCUCAGAUCCAAAUGAAUCUCAGCACCUGUAUGUGAUUGCUGUUUUAUGUUUUUUACACAAAGGUGAUCCUCAAAAGAAGUGAAGUAGACACGCAUACUCACAGAAAGGGUCAGUACGUAGUGCUCAGUAUGGACAAACGAAACAUCAAGGUAUGUUUUAAUUUCAUGGCCAUCGUGACCAUCGCAAUAGUGUUAAGCUGGAAAGGAAACUUUGUUGAAAAAAUGCUACUGAACAAGUCAUCUUGAUAUCUACAUGUACUUACAGUUGUGCUUGGAUUGAGAUAUGGACCAUGAAGGUCCAAUAGGACCUAAAUAGAACAAGUGCGCUAUGUUCUAAUUAGCGAUGCAGCAUUCUUUGCUUUCGUUUUGUUAAGAUCUGGUCUCCCGAUCGUGAAUGCUACAAGUGCCUGGCAACAUUAAGUCCUGACACCGAGUCCACUGUCAACCUACAGCCUCGACUUCAGUUUGAUGGACAUAAAAUUGUGUGUGCUUCAGAGACAGCGAUUCUGCUGUGGGAUUUUAAAACUUUGCAAAUGACAAGGUAAGUCAGGGAAUUUCAAUUUCGCUACGUAUUCACUCGAUACUGCAGACAAAUAAUGUAACUUGUCUUAAAUUAGGGGCUGUUAUCUUUACUGCUUUUCCACGCAUUGUGCGUGUUGCACGUGGGAAUCACACGCGCAACUUGAGCGGUACUACGGUUAAAAACUCUGCAAAGAAAUCUUCGCCUUGUAUUUGAAAUAUCUGUGAUUUUGUUUCGUUUCCUUUGGUGUUUCCCUCCAUAUAAUGGUAUGAGACUAUCAUGUGACUAUGUGUGGGAACACUAGAUACAUUGGUACUGUUGUCACUGUUGCAUUGAGUAAAAUUGUGAAACGUAUUAACAACUGGGUUGAAAACGUAAAUUAGCCACCGUAAAGAAUAAAAAAGCUGACGUUUCGAGCGUUAGCCCUUCGUCAGAGCGAAGUGCCUGGUCCUCUGACAAAGGGCUAACGCUCGAAACGUCAGCUUUUUUAUUCUUUACGGUGGCUAAUAUACGUUUUCAAACCAGUUGUUAACACUAAAUUACCUGCUAUACUCUCCCACCGAAGCAGCACCACAGUUUCUUUAGAAACUUACCCCUUUAUUCAUUUGUGAAACGUAUUGUUGGACUAACAGAAAUUUCAGUUGCAAAAUAACCCCACAGUUGUUAGAGGAUUAGUUUCUCACUGAGUUAAGUCAAGAUAGUCAUGAAUCUGAGGACCCUUAGUAGUCAAAACUCCGUUUCUCCAGACGUUAUUUUUCUUACGGCCAAGUAAAGAAAUGCUCCAUUUUCUUUGAUUUCAACCUGCAGAAUCUUCACGGCAUCGCCUGCUAAUUGGCUCGUAGCCCAUGGGCAUUUUUAUAGCCUUCUUGUGGAUAUGAACUUUCUUUAUAUAGUUUACACCAAAAGCGAAGAAAUUGUUGCGGAAUUUCCCUUACCUGCGUUCCGGAGAUCUUUACGCGGGUCGAAUUUCACGCCUGGUGAAACUUUAUGGCUGGACGGACUGGUCACCAGACCUUAUGGAGGCCUCUUAUUCGCAUCAAGUAUGCCUGAUUAUAGUGUCUUACUGCUCAUGCUCAAAGAUAGCACGUGACAAAGAUUUCAACCAAUCUCAGAGUUGCGUCAAUCUUCUUCCAAAACCACGCGGCAUUGCUUUUUCCCUAGUCCCCGCUCGGUCUUUUGAUAAAAUCCGCGUUAGCAAUGACAAAUUACAGGUACGAAAAUAAAUUAUAGCUUUGCAUCAAGCUCGAAAUAAAUGUUUUUGAAAUAUCUUUAAUCGUUCUGUUAAGGCACUUCGUGUGGACACGACUGUGGUUGCGCAUUUUAGGGAUCAAUGGG